Hypanus sabinus (Atlantic stingray) is the source of this 1228-nucleotide messenger RNA. RefSeq names its product adrenoceptor alpha 2A (gene adra2a). The record is from RefSeq and is a predicted model, not a curated record. Gene Ontology annotation, molecular function: adrenergic receptor activity. Gene Ontology annotation, biological process: adenylate cyclase-activating adrenergic receptor signaling pathway. The transcript has a single exon. Gene Ontology annotation, cellular component: membrane. The coding region runs from base 1 to 1218 and encodes 405 amino acids. NCBI's taxonomy places the organism in Eukaryota, Metazoa, Chordata, Chondrichthyes, Myliobatiformes, Dasyatidae.
AUGGCGGAGGUAGGAGCCAGUCCGUGCAACUGGUGUUGCAACGGCUCCAACAGCGACGAGGUGGACUCCUAUUCCGUGCAGGCGGCGGUCAUCCUGACAUCGGUGGUGGCAGUCAUCAUCCUCGUAACCAUCUUCGGCAACGUGCUGGUGGUGAUCGCCGUCUUCACCAGCCGAGGACUGCGGGCGCCCCAGAACCUCUUCCUCGUCUCCCUGGCGUCCGCCGACAUCCUGGUGGCCACUUUGGUCAUGCCCUUUUCUCUGGCCAACGAGUUGAUGGGUUGCUGGUACUUUGGCAGAGUCUGGUGCGAGAUCUACCUGGCGCUGGACGUUCUAUUCUGCACAUCGUCCAUCGUGCACUUGUGCGCCAUCAGCUUGGACAGAUACUGGUCCAUCACACAGGCUAUUGAGUACAACCUAAAGAGGACCCCCCGGAGGAUCAAAUGCAUCAUCGUCACGGUAUGGGUGAUCGCCGCCGUCAUCUCCUUCCCGCCGCUGAUCUCCAUCGGCAAGGAGACCGGUCUUCGGGAGAAUCCCCAGUGUAAGAUUAACGACGAGCAGUGGUACAUUAUCUCGUCUUGUAUCGGCUCUUUCUUCGCCCCGUGCAUCAUCAUGAUUCUCGUUUAUGUGAGGAUCUACCAGAUCGCCAAAUUGAGAACCAGGCAUCCACCGGGCAAGAAGACCAACAGCGAACUAGUCACCAAACAGAACGGACUGCGCUCAUCAGCCUCGCCCAACGGGUUGCGGAACGGCGCCGGUAAAGCAUGCCAGGGCAAAGACAACGGCUUGGAGCAGGACGAGUCUUCGUCCUCCGACCACUGCGCGGCCAAAACCAAGGUAGAGCCCCGGCCCAAGGCCACCGGGGUAGUGCAGUCGGUACAAGGCAAGGUGGUGAGCGGGCUGCAGCGGCCGGAAGACAGGGGAAGUCCCAAGGCGGCCCGCUGGAAGGGGCGCCAUAACCGCGAGAAGAGGUUCACCUUCGUGCUGGCCGUGGUGAUCGGGGUGUUCGUGGUCUGCUGGUUUCCUUUCUUCUUCACUUACUCCCUUACCGCCAUCUGUUCGGAGAGCUGCGCUGUUCCUGACACUCUGUUCAAAUUCUUCUUCUGGUUCGGAUACUGUAACAGCUCACUGAACCCCGUCAUCUACACCAUCUUCAACCACGACUUCAGGAAGGCUUUUAAAAAAAUCCUUUGCAGGACAAACAGAGCACAGAAAGUCUGAAGAGCGAAGA